Messenger RNA from Perca fluviatilis (European perch), 3984 nucleotides. RefSeq names its product centrosomal protein 131 (gene cep131). The record is from RefSeq and is a predicted model, not a curated record. Gene Ontology annotation, biological process: cilium assembly; regulation of centrosome duplication; intraciliary transport involved in cilium assembly. The coding region runs from base 155 to 3934 and encodes 1259 amino acids. Lineage: Eukaryota; Metazoa; Chordata; Actinopteri; Perciformes; Percidae. Gene Ontology annotation, cellular component: centriolar satellite. The transcript is spliced from 30 exons.
GAUGAUGUUUCGCGUUAGUCCCCCCGUAUUUGGCCACUGAGUCGACGGAGUACUUUCACUGGGCAUCAGGAGGAUUGUGUUGGGAAUUAAAAACACAACCGUGAAAGCGUACUUAUCAGCAAUGGUGCCACCCAGCUUUUGAAGUUUUCAAAGGAUGCCGGCAACACGUAGCCCUUCAUCCAUCCCAACAGGCGUCUCAGGAGAUGCCUUGGACCUCAGCUUGUCAGGCUCCCAGCUCUCUAUGUCCAAAAGACCCAGCAGCGCAUCACCUGGGAAAUACUUCUCUCGGUCUGUGUCGGUUUCCGUGGCUAGUGACAGCAGAGGAAAACGCAACACCCUGAGUGAUGCCAGCUUUGGUAGCUCCCGCUCCAUCAAGAACCUGAGGCGGUCCAACAGCACCACUCAGGUCAAUCAGCAGGCCAACAUCAGUUUAAGUCAGGAACCGAGUGAGGACUACCUGGCCCUGUUUGACAGCAGCUCAGAUGGACGCAAGAAACUGGCCAGCCUCAGCAAAGCCUCGCCAGACAGAACCACAUGGAACAUCCUGGACGAUCAGCCCAGAGUUUUCCCCGUGCACUCGAGCCCCCGCAGCACUGGCAGCGUGGACUCCCCCCCCGGCCUGAAGAAAAGAGAGCCUGGCAUCGCUCUGGCUGCCACCUUCACUGCCAACAACAGGAGCAACAAAGGAGCGGUGGGCAACUCUGUCACCACCAUCUUACACAACAACUACUCUGAGAAACCACUCACGCCGAAGAGCUCCAACCAGAGGCCGUCGUUUAACAACAUCCUGAAGGCCACGGCAAACGACGAGGUGUCACAAGACAACAGCUCGCUGACAAAGUCCCAGAAGAACUUCUCUUCAGCGUCCUCCGCCUCCAACAACAGAUCUCCGGUGUCGGCCCAGCGCGGCAGCCCCGGCCUGUCUCGAAGGAGGGAGGUCACUGAGGAGGAGGCCGAGAGGUUUAUUCAGCAGGUGAACCAGGCAGCAGUCACCAUCCAGCGCUGGUACAGGCGCCAUGCCAAGAGACAGCACACUAACCAGGCAGCGCUCAAACGCAUCCUUGCCAGCAAAAGAAAGGAGUGGGAGGAGAGAACGGAGGAGGACGGUCGCCUGGAGCCGCAGCAGAAAAAGGACGAAGACAGGAAACGGAUUCGUGAGGAGAAAGCUCGUUUGGCCCGCCUGGCUGCCAUCCAGGAGCUGCAGCAGAAAAGAGCCCAGCGGGUUGCCGAGGCAGCCGAGGUGGAGCUGGAAAGCUCGAGGCUGGCAGGUGGGGCUGGACGCAAGAAGCAGCCCAAGAUCUCUCUAAGCAACAAAAGUCCAGCCUCACCGAGCAACAACAGCCCGAUGUCGCCCACAGAUGUCAAAGCUAAGAACACAGACUCCAAUUUGAAUGUUGUGGCCGACUUAGGUGAGCUGAGCUUCAGAGCCAUUUCCCCAGCUUCGUCCAAUCACAGAGGCUCUCAGUGUUCCCAGGAUCAGGAGGACAGAGCGGAGGUAGACAUCUGCCCGGAGCAGCAGCAUCAGCAGAACGACCGGAAAUUCAUUCGUAAAGAGAAAGCCCGUCUGGCCCGCCUCACUGCCACCCAGGUGAACACGUCUGAGGGGCUGCAGCAGAAAAGAGCCCAGCAGGUUGCCGAGGCGCAGCAUGCAGCUGAGGUGGAGCCGGAAAGCUCGAGGCAGACAGGUGUGGUAGGACGCAAGAAACCACCCAAGAUUCCUCUGACUGGCAAAAGUCCAGCCUCACCGAGCAACAACAGCCCGAUGUUGCCCACAGACGUGAAAGCUAAGAACACAGACUCCAAUUUGAAUGUUGUGGCUGAGUUCGGUGAGCUGUCCAGCUUCAGAGCUGUUUCCCCAGCUUUGUCCAAUUGCAGAGGUUCCCAGUGUUCCCAGGAGAUCCUGCAGAGGUCGGUGAGUGUGGAGGACCAGCGGCAGGGAGCUUUGUCCAGCAGGGCUCAGUCCAAAACCACCCUCAACGAGCUGCUGGACACCCUGAAGCUGUUAGAGGAGGAGCCAGAGAGGCUGUCGGAGCCAAAGUGCUACAGCAAAGAGAAAUACGCCUGGAUAGACGAGGACGGAGACUCCAACUCUCUGACCACUGACAACCUGGAGCGUCACGGCCAGCUGAGUCACCAUCCGGCCCUGCCAGAUGGGGGCGCCCUGCUCUCCGAGGCCAAGCUGCAGAGCAUCAUGAGCUUCCUGGAUGAGAUGGAGAAGUCUGAACAGGAGAGGCCACGCUCGGUUACUUCAGGGUCUCAUAGAGAGGCUGUGUUGUCUGAGGAGGAGCUGGUUGGUGUCGAGCAGGCGUCUGCCACCGCCGCCGAAAUCACCGGCUCCAUGAUGAGGAUCAAGCUGGAGCUGGAGGAGAAGAAACGCACAGUCAACAUGCUGCAGAGCGCACUGGCCCAGCAGAGGGAGCUCACGGUGAGACACGUGAAGGAGACCGAGAAGGAGCUGAACAGAAACUUCCAGCUCCAGAAGGAACAAUUUGAAGCCACCAUCCAGAGACACCUCACGUUCAUUGAUCAGCUGAUCAAUGAUAAGAAGAGUUUAAAUGAGCGCUGUGAAGGAGUGGUGGGAGAACUGAAGCAGGUGGACCAAAAGUACACCAAGAAGAUCGCACAAAUGCAGGAGCAACAUGAAAUGGUGUGGCAAAUUCUGGGUCCCUUGUGUGAGGAAAUCAAGAAGUUAAAAGAGCUUAUGAGCGCCACGGAGAAGAUCCGCCGGGAGAAAUGGAUUGACGAGAAAACCAAGAAGAUCAAAGAGAUCACUGUCAAAGGUCUGGAGCCAGAGAUCCAGAAGCUGAUCUCCAAGCACAAACAGGACCUGAAAAAGCUGCGGACACUCCACGAGGCGGAGCUGCUGCAGGCAGACGACCGCGCGGCCCAGCGCUACGUCCGCCAGUGUGAGGAGCUCCGCCUACAGCUGGAGAGGGAGAAGGACGAGCAGAGUCAGAGAGAGAGGGAACUAGCCAAGCAGAGAUACGAGAAGCAGCUCCAGGAGGAGGAGCUGUCCCUGCAGCAGCAGAGAAGGCGGCUCUACAAGGAGGUGGCCGAUGAGAAGGAGAGGCUGGCUCAGCUGGCUGCAAGGCAGCGCGCUGAGCUGGAGGAUCUGCGGAGACAGCUGGAGGACAACAGCUCUCUGGCUGGACGAGCCCUCAGAGAGGAGCUGGACAAGACCAGAGAGGAACAGGAGAGGAGACACCAGGUGGAGAUGAAGGCGUUACAAGAACGUAUGGACAUCGAAAAGCAGACCUGGGAGGAAAACUACAAGAAAAAAGAGGAAGCGUGGAUGCUGAGCCGCGAGCGUGAACUGAAAGAAGAGCUGCGGCGAGAACGCGACAAAGAGAUCGAGCUCGCCAUCUGGACGCUGGAGGAGGAGACCAGCAAGGACAAAGAGGAGUGUGAGAGGGCAGCUGACAACAGGGUGAAGCGUGUGAGGGAAAAAUACGAGACGGAGCUGAGGGAGCUGGAGCGCUCCGAGAGGACGGCUGUGGAGAAACAACAGGAGUCGAGGAAGCAGCAGAUGGAGAUGGAGGGAGAGCUGAUUAGACUCCAGGCCCUGAUCCGACAGAAAGAACAGGAGACUGAAGACAUCACACAGACCAGGGACAAGCUGGUGGAGGAGCGCCGCAGCCUGGCCGAGGUGAUCAGGCAGGAGUUUGCCGACCGGCUGGUGCUGACGGAGGACGAGAACCGCAGGAUGAAAGUGGAGGUGUCAGAAGUCCGAGCGAGGCUCCGGCUCGAGGUGGAGAGAGUCACCCGGGAGAAGGAAGAGGAACUGGCUGAAGUCCACCAACGAGUGAAGGCGGCCAUCUUGAAGAAGGAAGAAACCGUCAAUAAUCUCCGGAAGCAGCAUGAGGCAGCCCUGAAGAGGGCCGAUCACCUGGAGGCCCUGUGGGAACAGCAGAGGAAGCAGCUGUUGGAGAAGUAACUGACAGGAAGGCUUUAUCGGUCUGGACCUAUCCUCUCCACCACCCCUCC